Messenger RNA from Cherax quadricarinatus, 471 nucleotides. The record is from RefSeq and is a predicted model, not a curated record. Lineage: Eukaryota; Metazoa; Arthropoda; Malacostraca; Decapoda; Parastacidae.
UGGGUUGGAGAGGCGUUGUGUUGGUGACGGUGACGGCAGUAACUAUGAUGAUGGCGACAAUCUCCAACACUGCCACAGCACAGUAUUCCCCAGAGGCUCCGCCACAGGUAUACGACUACAAAUGCGAGUCUACAGAGAACGACCCGGACGCCGACUGCAUCUUCGGGGUGGCUGGUAAAGACUACCCAACCCUGAGACAGGUCCCUACCACCUCCUUCACCUGCCAUGACCUUUUACCCGGAAUAUACGCUGACCCUGAUGCCGCCUGUCAGGUGUACCACAUGUGUCUCCACGGAGGCGCCCUUCAUUCCUUCCUGUGUCCCAAUGGAACGCUCUUCAACCAGGAGUACUUCGUCUGUGACCUCUGGUUUAACGUGGACUGUGCCAGAGCAACAUCCUUCUACGCUCUAAACCAGUACAUUUAUAAGGACCCUGAACCCAAGGACACUAAAACAACCUACACUUAAAAAA